ACACCACUUCCAAACGUUCAACACACCACCACCUUCACUUUUCUUCAUAGCACUCAAAAAACAACAACUCAUCUCAUCAUUAUUCCCUUUCUCACUCAGCACAUUCUAAACAGUAGCACCAUCACCAAUAAUAAUGGCAUCAUCCUCAUCAACCGUUGCUUUGAGAACCAUCUCCUCUUUCUCUCUGAAACCUGCCACCACAACAAGAUCAUUACUCAACACUAGUACUUCAUCCACCAUAACCCUCUUACCCUUUACAUCAGCAAACUCAUUUCUCUCCAAAACCCUCAAACUCAACACCUCUUCCCCACACUCUCACCUUUCACUACCCCUCAACAAGUCUUUCACUUGUAGAAGCCAGGCUGAACCAUCUUCUGACUCAGCCAAAGUCCAAGAACUGAGUGUGUAUGAGAUCAAUGAGAGAGAUCGUGGAAGCCCUGCUUAUCUUAGAUUGAGCCAGAAAACUGUCAAUUCCCUUGGUGACCUAGUCCCCUUCAGCAACAAGUUGUACUCUGGAUGUUUGCAAAAGAGGGUAGGGAUAACAGCUGGAAUUUGUGUGUUGAUCCAAAACAAAUCAGAGAAGAAGGGAGAUAUGUAUGAGGCAAUCUACAGCUUCUACUUUGGGGACUAUGGUCACAUUUCAGUGCAGGGUUCAUACCUGACCUAUGAAGACACUUAUCUUGCUGUGACUGGUGGAUCUGGCAUCUUUGAAGGGGCUUAUGGUCAAGUCAAGCUGCAUCAAAUUGUGUUCCCCUUUAAAUUAUUCUACACAUUUUAUCUUAAGGGCAUCAAGGACUUGCCUCAGGAGCUUCUUUCCAAGCCUGUUGAGCCCAGCCCAUCUGUUGAGCCUAGCCCAUCUGCCAAGGCCUGUGAGCCACAUGCUGUUAUUGCUGGCUUCACUGACUAAACAACAAUGACUCAAUGAGGAUCCACAUUUUUUUUGUUUCUUUUUUAAGGAAAAAAUUCGGUUACAGUUUCUUAGGUGUUGUUCUCUAGUCAGAAUUGGAGUUUUAUUUCGACAAUUUACGUAAUAAAAGUUUUCAUUAAAGGUUUAUACAGAUUGUCGAAGUGAGGCUUAAUUUUCAUAGAAGAACAGCACAAAUUAAAAACUGUUUAAGUUUUCUCCUUAAUUUUUAUUUUUUUUAAUUCUCUUCAUUGUUGGCUUGGUUUGGAGACACUUGCAACAAGUUCACAAUUUAACCACCUGUUACUUGUAUUGAAAUUUAUUAAUGUAGUAAUUGUGGGUCAAGAUGUCAGGUAGUAGUAGUAGAGUUUUUUAUGUUGUUGAAUAAUGAAAGUGACAAGUGAGGUUGGGUUUUGCAGUGAUGGAGAUGGGAAUUUAUAGAAGCCAUUACUGUAUUCUCAGGGGUGUUAGGUCAUAUAUUAUUCAAGAAAGUGUUGCACUAGCAAUUAUUGUUGAUCUACUGAAUCACGUGGUUUGAUUUUAUCAAAGAUCUUGUGAAUUUUUUA
Molecule: messenger RNA, 1470 nt
Organism: Glycine soja
Lineage: Eukaryota; Viridiplantae; Streptophyta; Magnoliopsida; Fabales; Fabaceae
Product: allene oxide cyclase, chloroplastic-like
Exons: 3
Coding region: 134-907 (257 amino acids)
Biological process (GO): jasmonic acid biosynthetic process
Molecular function (GO): allene-oxide cyclase activity
Source: RefSeq, a predicted model, not a curated record